CGUCUCCGUCACAUUCAGUUUCCAUUAUAUAAAACCCACGUACCUCGCGUAGGUCGGACUACUUCCUCCGUAUUCAGUCACUUUAUAAAAAUUCAUCCAACGAGACCCUACGUCUUCCUCAUCUCCAUCAAGUUUCUCUCACUCACACACCCAACCAUCUUACUAUACUAAAGUCUAUCUUAAAUAAUCUCGAUGACGGAAUCUCUAGGCCAAGCUCGCCCUCUGCCCGAUGGGGUCUAUGUUCCCACCGUUGCUUUCUUUAAGGAGAAUGAUGACAUCGACCUAGAAGCAACCCAACGCCACGCCAUUCACCUUGCCGACGCUGGCGUUGCCGGCCUUGUUGUACACGGUUCGAACGGAGAAGCCGUCCAUUUGAGUCGGGAUGAGCGCAGCCUCGUUAUUAAGACUACACGAGCCGCUCUAGACCAGUCGGACCACCACCUUGUACCUCUCAUCGCCGGAUGCGGAGCGCAAUCUACACGCGAGACGAUCCAGCUCUGCCAGGAUGCAGCGAAUGCCGGUGCUAAUUAUGUCAUCAUACUUCCUCCCGCGUACUAUGGCGGUCUUCUUAACACAUCAAAGAUCGUUCAGCACUUUCACGAUGUUGCUGAUUCUAGCCCCAUUCCGGUCAUGAUCUACAACUACCCCGGGGCUUGCUCCGGUCUAGACCUCUCUUCCGACGCAAUCCUUCAGAUUGCAAAGCACCCCAACGUUGCCGGUGUCAAACUCACCUGUGGAAACACGGGAAAGUUGGCUCGCAUCGUUGAUGGGGCUAAACCUGGUUUCUUUGUCGCUGGUGGCAGCGCAGACUUUAUUCUGCAAGGCCUCGUCGUAGGUGGAAACGGCACCAUCGCAGGUACUGCCAACCUGGUACCUCGAGCAUGUGUUCGUAUCUGCGAAUUAUACCAUGCUGGUGAGCUGAAGGAGGCUAGAAGGCUGCAGGCGAUCGUUGCCAAGGCGGAUUGGAUCGCCAUCCAGACGGGCUUUGCCGGCGUGAAGGCUGCUUUGCAGCACUUCGAGGGCUAUGGUGGGGAACCCAGGAAGCCCUGCGGAUUGCCAAGCAGCGAACAGAUGGAUAUGAUUACAAACGGAUUCGCAGACGUGAUAGCUUUAGAACAGAGCUUGGCCUAGAGAAAUUCUGGGGAUUAGGUCCCAGUAAGGAUCAUGGGGCUCAAUGGGACAUCAUUGAGUGGACCACGCACUUGGCGUUUACGAGAUUGAACGGCGUUAACAGGACGGAACGGUGAAAAAUAAAAUUGUGGAAACAGCUAAACUUGCUAGCUAGUAGCCCUCGACUAUUGGUGCAGGAUGCUUUUGAUGGAGGGCUCUAAAAAUGGAUGUCUCUAUUACUAUCAGCUAGUGUACCUAUGAAUAUGAUCCUCGAGGAUU
Molecule: messenger RNA, 1389 nt
Organism: Annulohypoxylon truncatum
Lineage: Eukaryota; Fungi; Ascomycota; Sordariomycetes; Xylariales; Hypoxylaceae
Product: dihydrodipicolinate synthetase family protein
Exons: 1
Coding region: 193-1131 (312 amino acids)
Molecular function (GO): 4-hydroxy-tetrahydrodipicolinate synthase activity
Source: RefSeq, a predicted model, not a curated record